Porites lobata is the source of this 10899-nucleotide messenger RNA. Lineage: Eukaryota; Metazoa; Cnidaria; Anthozoa; Scleractinia; Poritidae. The record is from the annotation of a GenBank genome assembly.
AUGAAUCUGUGGAAGAGAUUUGCUAUUGUAGUGGGACAAAGGACAGGUAAGUCUGCAAUACUGCAUCCUUUAAAGCCCUAAUUAUCUAUACUGUUCUUUUGUGUGUGUUUUUUAUGGUCUUAAAAAGAAGAAUGGUGAUUACAAAAUUAAUGUACCCCCUGGUAAAGACCUGUUGCCUUCGGUAAUAAUUUCCUUUCCUUGGCCUUAGGUUUGUAGUAAGCAUAUCGCAAGGAUCAAGAGAUCGAAAUGAGAAAAGAUCUAGUAGCUUCCAUAGGAAAAUCUUAAUAUGUGUUUUAAUACACUUAUAAUACUUUGUUUGUUAUUUACAGUCCUUCUUUUGUCUCCUGUCCACAGCAAUAUGCUGCAGUGUAUUUUAUGCAGACGAUUGUUUCAUGUUGGUAAGUUUCCUCUCUCGUGUUCAGUGAGGCUAACUAAAGGACUUAUAUCUUUUUUGUAGGUGUGUCGAUCUGUCUGUUUUGUGCUUUGUGCUGAUUGUUAGCUAUAGGGAUCAAAAACGUUUCUUUUUGGGCAAAUCCUUGGUGUAAAAGGCUGAGCAUUUACAAUUUUAUACUAUAUAUGUUCAGCCUUAAAAAGAUAGAAAGAAAAGGGAAGGAAUAAAAAGUUUCUUUUUUUUUUUUCAGGAUGUCUUAAGAGUGGCAAACCCAGUGCACUUGUGGGAGAUUUGUUCUUUGAUUUAACAUGUGCAACUUGUUCUGUGGAAGGCUCAGAAUCUUGUACAAGACAAAACUUGAGCUGGUUGGUGUUUUUAAGUAAUCCAUUAUCUGCUACUGUUGUUUUUGAUUUCGAAUAAAAUGAGUGGGAUGAAAGGGGUAAAGGAUGAAUGGAGGGAAAACGGUUAGGAAAUGAGGGAGAGGGAGAGGUGAAGGAAGGGAGGGAGGUAUGAAAAGCAGGAGGGAGGGAAGAAAUGAGAGAGAGAGAGAAUGGAGGAAUACGUGUACCAGUAAAGGAGAAAAUGAAGGAUUGAAGGAGGGAGGGGGUGGUACGUGUAUCAUGGAUGGAGGGAUGGAGAGAGAUAGCAAAUGGUGAAAGGAAGGGAAAAAUGAGGGAAGGAUGGAAAGAAGAAGGGAAGAAAUGAUUGAGGGAUGGAAGGGUCAAGGAUGGGAGAGAUGGAGUGAAUAAGGGUGAGGUGCAAAGGAAGGUGAAAAAAUUUGGGAGGGAUAUGUUAGGAUGAAGGUGUGAAAUAUGGAGAAAGGGAUGGAAAGAGGAUUAAAGAGAUGAAGAGAAUCAAUGAGGGAGGGAAGGAGGAGGAGGGAAUGAGGGAGGGGUGGAAGAGUGAUGGAGGCAUAGACCUGGUCUGAUUGAACUGUCUUUCUCUAGGAUCCAGGCUGUUUACCUGUCAUUGUACAAUCUGUACUCCACCAGCAGGGGACGGAAAGGCUAUUUUAGAUGGAGGGAAGACAUAUGUCAUUUCAUUGACAAGAACUGGAUGGUUUUAUUUCCUAAGAAGUAAGCAUACUCCUGCAGUUAUCUAAAUCUUGCUUAGUCAUCCUUAGCGUUCUAGGAAGGACUCAUAAUUCUUCAAGGUAGUGUAUAAAAUAUUAUUAAUGAGCAAUAUAAGGAUUUUUUUGGUGUAUAUACUUAAAGUCUGGGUAGUGACAAUCAACUCUUUCCUAGUCAGCCCUUCUUCCUCAUAGUAACUUCAUUCUACUUAUCCAAACAGUGUUUGGCUCCAGCUGGGUGUCCUGUGACUCAUGUAUCUCUUAGGAAAUUCCUUUUACAGAAAAUGUAUCAAGCUUAAUGUAUUGGGUAUCCUGUGGCACAUAUUUUCACACCAUACCAGACAGUUUUUUGUGCCCACACAAAAAGCUCUCCAGUUUAGUAUGAACACCUAUUUGAUAUUUGACUCUCCACUUUUAAUAGAGAUCAGUGCUGCACAUGCUUUGCACCAUUACAGAAAUAAUUGUACUUAUGUGUGAACAGAAGCCCUAUACAGUAUGGUUGUUUUGCUAUCCAGUAUAGAGUGAACACAGCCUUUAUCUUUCAGGAAAAAGACAAACAAUUGGGCGAGUACAGUGGCUGGUGUAUUGUCAUCAGGGUGUCCUCAGUUUUUCAAGUCAGGACAAAAGGAAUUUAACAAAGAGACAGGAUGGUGGGCCUUACAGGAAAAUGUUGCACCAGCAGUAAAAUUUAGUGAACAAGGUUUGUUUCUUCUUUACUUAUUUAUUGAAAUUUUUCUUAAUGAAAAUAAUAAAAAAAUAUUGAUUUUAUUUCUUGAAUAGGAGUAGAGCAAAUGGCUCCAGGUACUCCUCAAAAGGUCCUUAAAUACAGCGAGCAAAAAGAGGUUGAAUCCUUUGGACUAUCACCUCUCAUGCACAUUUUGCUUGUCCAUAGCCAUUGCUUGCUUGCCUAAGGUAAUGAUUUUGUUGCCAGGUGACUUAAUUCCCUGGAGCCUUGCCCAUUUGGACAAGUGCGAUUAAAAAGUUACUUACCCCAAAAGAAAAUCAGCCUGUCCUGGAUAACCAGACGAUGUUUUUUGAGCCCUAAAAUACUGGUUGGGCACCUUUUAUGUAACCUCUGAUAAUGGGAAAGUGACCCAUAGUGAGGGAUUGUGUUGCUAGGUCAUGUCAUAGCUAUAUGCAGUCAACAAAAUUACAUGCAGUGCACACACAGCAACAUGAUAUGGGAUGGACAAAAUCACAAAUAUGUCACACGCAAGGAAAUGCUUUUCCUCAGCACUCUUUCACUGACUCAAAGAAUUAACCACUGAUUCUCAAUGGCUGAACUAUUGAUUCAUUUGCAAGGUAAUGUUGCCCAAACAUACACGCUUAUACUCAUUCACCACUUUUUAUCACUGGAGACAUGCCACUCAGCAGCCUGAGAAAACAGCCGACAUUUGGCGAUGCUACCACUGGUUUCCCCACCAAAUGACGUCUGAGAAACGAGCACAGAAAUUCCAUACUGAUGAUGCAUCACUACCCAGAUCUGAGUAGUGAGGCGUCAUCAGUAUGGGAUUUCUGUGCCUGUUUGUCAGACAUCAUUUCACAGGAAAACCAGUGAUGGGGUCGCAAAAUGUUGGCUAUUUUCUCAGGCUAGCCAAUCAGCCACUGGCCAAUUUUUUUCUCUGUCCCUAUAGUCACCCAGCCCAGUUUACUUCUUGUUUCUAAAGUGGCAAAUGGCACCUGCAACAUUUUGCUCUUGUGUGUUCAGUAAACUUCAUGCCACAUGUCAGAGGGCAGGAACAAAUUUAUUACCAAAUGUGUGUCUGCAACAUGAUUUUUGUUUAACCACAGGAAGUAUGGUUAAUAAACGUAAAAGAAAAGGAGGAAACCAGGCCUCAGAAAACAGGUCAAAGAUCUCUCAAAACAUAGACAAAGGACUGCCUUUAAUGGAACUCACACAACCUACACUGGAUGAUGAACACAAAGCACAGGUAUGAGAUCUUUUCCAGUGUCUUGCACCUCAUGUAAUGAUAUCACCCGAUGUAAGGAAAUCCAAGACAGUCUUGGAUUCUGGAUCCCACUCCAUGGAUUCAGGAUUCUUUGUCAGUGGAACUUGGAUCCAGAUUCCAAACAUUAGUGGGAUUCUCGAUUCCUUGAGCUGUAAUCUGGACUCCAGAGCCCAGGAUUCCGCAUGUCAAAACUCACAUUUCCCAGAUUCCGCAAUUCGGAUUCCCUUACAUCAAGGUUAAAAUGAUAGGAAUCUUGCAAUCACCCUGACUAUACGCAGCCAUCUUGCUUUCUUGUUCAAGUCCAUCAAGCAAAUGUGUGACAGCUGAAAUGGCCAUGCUUGCAACUGAAGGCCUGAAAAAAAGCCUGACAUUUCACAUCUCCCGAACUCUCUGCUUUGCCACUAGCCGCUCACAUGUUUCUCAUGCCACUCCUCAAAUUUACAAAUCUUCUAGUGAAAAUGUAACUUGUUAUGGAGUGAAAUCGUGUCCUUUUAAACUCCUUUUCAAUUAUUCCAACUGGUAUAAUUUGACAACUGCACGCGAAUGUAAAUGCAGCAAGGUUAAGUUCUCAGUUAAAAGGCAUCCAAGUUUAAGUGAGAAGGAAACGAUGGCAUGUGCUCACUUCCCCCAUGAAACGUCACCUUAAAACCUUUUUACACAAACAAUUUUAACUUCGAAUUUUGAUUCAGUUUUAGGGGUUAUUUCAAAUCGAAAGGCAGUGUAAACAAACUACUGACACUGACAGAGAAGACAAUUUCCAAAUAAUCUCAGAAAAGAAAUAUGAAAGAGGCCUGUAUUUUUUCCUCUAUACAGUAACCAACUAAUGAUAUUUUCUCGUGAAUUUCUUCUAGUCAUUAGCUGUAACAGACAGUAGUAAAUCUGACGACUUAAUACCACAGUUACUUACCGACGAAGAUAUGCGUGAGCUAGACUCACUGAACUCUGAAUCAGGUAUGUAUUCGCCAUCUGGCGCCCGUUUCUCGAAAGUCCUGAUAGUUUUUCGGGCCCGAAAAGCACUUUUAUGUUUACCGUCAGGCGUCUUUGCAGUCAAGAUCAAAGUUUCAAUAAUUUUGAAAAUGACACGAUGAAAGUAUUAGUUAACGAAGCAUGAUUGACCGGUUUUUGAGCUAGGAACCGCGCUACCAUUCAAGAGGCGUUGAUUUCAAAAUUUGCCUUCGGACCCGAAAAGUUACCGGUCUUUUCGAGAAACAGUUAACUUUCGUAAAGACCUCAGGGACUGUUACUAGGAACUUUGAUACGAUCACCAAUUUUGAAGAUCCCGUUGGUAAGAUCAUGAACUUUCAACACCUUGCCGACAAAAUGUACCUUUUGAUGAAGUGACAAGUAGAGGAAAACCAAACUCAGAGUUUACAGACUUAUAAACCCUUAAACCCACUUUUUCUGUUUGUUUUUAAAAUACAAUCACUCGCUAUAGUUUCUUACUUUUUAUUGCAAUUUCCAGGAUUUGAUUCUUUCUCCAACCUAUUAUCGACGAGUUUUGAGGAUGUAGAAAGCACUUCUUUCUUUUUUGCUGGCGAAGAGGAGCAGGCAGGUUUGUGAGUUUUGUCCUAGAUGUAAACCAGUUUGUUCGGUAUCUAGGGUCAUCUGCUCAGUUUCUGGCAGCGCGUGGUCUUCAAAAGAAGAGUGAAAGCUGAAGUUUAGGCUUCAUAUACAUGUUUGAAGCCGGAGAGUAGAGUAUUUUACAUACCAGUUCCUCGGAGAUUCCCUACCCUAACUUUUGAAAACUAAUCGUGUGUCUGUUUGGUACAUACUUGUGGAAACCGUGUGAACGUAGCAUUAGUUGUUGAAUAUGUUUUUGAAGCAACUUUUUUACCCUUAGAUUUAGAAACCAAACAAGAGGAUACUGAAUCCGUAGCUUCGACUGUUACAUCAGAUAUUUCAAGUAAAAACCAACAGUCUGACUCACUCCAGACCAAGGUCAAGAGUAAGCCCAUUAAAACAACCGCGAGCACCUCGCAAUCAAGGUUAGUAUACAUGCGUCUUCAGACUGAAUGCUACACACUUAGUGUGAGCGUUCAAAUGAAACCUGUCCAGCAAUACUUUCGCAUGGUACUAUUUGUGGUGUGUGCUAUUCUAACAUUGGAGUCUGUGGACGAAAUCCUAUGGUGUUACCAUUCAAAUGUGAUCUCUUAAACAGUAUAUUCACGUGUUACUAUUUGUUUUGUACGUUGUACUAACUUUUGAAGCGGGUGCUUGACAUUCUGUGGUGUGACCAUUCAACUGAAACCUUAGUAGGGUGAAUUUCAGCCGUCCCGUCGAGUCGCAUACUCGAGGGGACGGCUGAAAUUCAUUCUAUUCUUUCACAUGGUAUAAUUUGUUUUCAUUAUUUUUUUAGCAACAACAAAAACAAAAAUAAAUUUCUUAUUUUUCAUGAAUUUUUAUGUUAGACACUCCUUAAAGAGAAAAGGUUAACCGCACCCGAUGUCCGUUAACACUUUCUUGUUGCUUGCAGCUUAUUUUUGGUGUCGGAUGAAAAGGAAAAGGAUCUAUUGCUGAGAUUAAAUUCCUGUCCCAAAGCAGUGCACCAUGACCCAGUGGCGAGGAGAUUUAGAAGGAAGCUUAUGCUACGCCAGGUAUCAUUAGAGACCUUCAGAUUCUACGACGAGUACGACUACGAGUACGAGAUUUAACACAAAGUUUUUUUUUCUCGUAUUCUCAAAUAAUAGACACCUUAGAUAGCUUCACUGUACAUCUUUUUCACCAAAAAAAUAAACACUGUUAUCUUGCUUGAACGGGAGGUUAAGCUAUCUCCCAGCCGCAAAAUGACUUUUGUCCGCUAACACGACAUUCCCGCUAAAACUUGUAGCAGAAUGACGAUGACUAUCACGUUUUCCCGCCAAAAUUACCCUGGUUUACGCGCGCUUACAGUACUAGAGAAAAUCUCGUACUCGUUUUAGAAUCUAAAGCUCUCUAUUACAAGCGGACGACAAUUUGGGUUAUGUUCACACUCUACCAGACAGUUUUUCGUCCCGACCCGAAUAGCUAUCCUGUAUAGCAGCACGCCUAUUCGAUAUGUGACUCUCCACUCUAGAGAUCGGCGCAGCGCAGCUUCGUUAGAGAAAUCACCGUUUUUAUGUCUGAACAGAAACCCUUUCCGGUAUGGUUUACGUGCCCGCGCAAGAAAACACAGCCUUCAUUAGCAAAACAACACAUUUGCACGUGCUACGAGAAGUUCUAGCAAGUGCUAUGAUAAGUUUAAUCACCAAAACAACACACUGCAUGGAGGUUUAAUUAUCAAAUUAAUUAGCAAAACAAAACAUUUGCACGUGCCACGAGAAAUUCCAGCAUGUACCAUGAUACGUUUAAUCACCAAAACAACACACUGCACGUGAGGUUUAAUUAUCAAAACAAUAAAUUUCCAAGAAAGCUUUUGAGGCCCUGUCCACAGCAAUCCGCCGGAUAUUCGUGUCGUCGAGAUAGCUCUGAGAAAGGCUGCAUGUGGCAUUGAUAGUUUGAAUAAUGUAAUUCUCUUUUGUUCUAUUCAGCUAAAAAGGUCUAAAGGAUUGAAAUUAUUUGACCUGGACGAGUCUGUCUCCGAGGCUAUUAGUUCAACUGUGAGAUACAAGCUAACCCCAGUUGGCGCGGUACCUAUUGAGGUAAGCAAACGUGAGGAAUAGUGCUAAACGUUGCCUUUCGUUUCUCGGUAUUUGGGAAGGCGGGGGUGCAUAAGCGUGGUUUUUUGUUCGUCUCGAGUGUUUCCCGAGUGCUCCUGUUUCUUUUUCUCCAGGUUCUCUCUCGUUAUGUGUCGUUAGAAGCCUAGACCGCAGCCAGUUUAGUAGGAGAAAAUAAUUAUUGGAAAGGCCUCGGAAAUCAGGAAGGAACAAAGGAAAAUACUAACAGGAUUUCCCGUCUCGUAUUCUCAUUCACCUCCUUUCUCUCGUUAAUCUUAUUCUGUGUCUUAUGUAGUACGUAUUUCGUUUUGAGGAGGAAACUCGGAGUCCUUCGAAUUUGGAACUUCUUCAGAGCUCUUCAGAGCUUUUUCAGAGCGCGUAACAGCCUUCCCAGCUUUGAAUCCUGGACUGGGCUUCCUGGUUAUAGUAAGUUUGUUCCUCUUUUGAUAGAAUCGCAGCACAUCUUCAGAUGUCGUUGAAGAAACUCGCGUCAAGCCCCUCAAACUUGAGGCUUCCACAGCAUUUACUUCUACAGAGAAUAUCCUGGAUAGAUUUCAGGUGAGACACGAAGAGGACUUCACAAAACCAUAUUUGCUGUUCUAAAAUUAUUACCCGCCUUCUUCCCCCACGGAGGGCUUAUAUAUUUAAAGCCCAUUUGAAUUUCCAGUUGGUAAAUAAACCAUCCCGAAUCAGUCCACACGAAGUUUCACAGUCGUGAUUGAUUAAUACAGUCUAUCAUUUAUUAGUGAAGAAUAAUUAGGGGAGGGGAGGGGAGGGAAGGGGGGACUUAUUAACUUUCUUCCCCUGAAGAGGGUGGGUGCGUAUUAGAGGGAGGGGGCCUACUUGAGAGGGGGGCUUAAUAGAGGAUUUACGGUAUUCAUCUUUAAUUUCCAGGCAUCUCCUCGAAUGCUUCCGAGUUCUCGCCCCAGGACUUGCUCGUUUUUAACAAGGCUCAUUGGUGGCGAUAAUCAGACGUUGUACAGACCUAUUACCAGUCCCUACACGUCCAGGAUACUGAAGCCAUUUAUCCGACGAGAUUAUGAGAGUAGACCAUUGAAGCUGAAGCUGUUGCAAGAUAUUGUCUCUCACUAUCACAGGUAUUCAUUACCGUAAAUCUUCUAUUAACCCUCUUCCCGGGGGGACUUAUUGAUUUCAAGCGCUUUUGAGGGGGAAGGGCUUAUUGAGUGCGGUGACUCCUUGAAUUUACCCAUACGGGGGCUCUACUGUAUCGAUUCACCAUAAAGAACUAGAACGCAAAGUGGAAAAGCUCAAGCAAAAGACGUUGGAGGUCUUGCAGCGGAAGAUGAAAACGAAUAUGACCUUUUAAUAAGCACAUGAAUAAAUCAUACCAGAUCAAUCCAUCUUUUAUUAAUUUGGUUGUGAAAAAUAAAGAGGGAGGAGAGGGCGGCUAAAAGAAAGGUGGGGGCUUUAAUAACUUUCUUCCCCUGAAAAAGAGGCAGAGCGGGGCGGGGGGGGGGGGAGCUCUAUGAAGAUUUGCUGUACUUUCAUAUGCAGUAUAAGUUUUGUAUUCUCUGAGCGAGGUACACAUCCCUCUUGAUGGACGGCGGGGUGUACUUUCACACAUUAGCUAUAUACAGUAUGCAACAGGUAUACGUUAUUGACCAAGAUGGGUGGAUAUUUUCCAAGUUUCUUUUUGUGUUUUGAUGGGACCGAGGCCAAUAUCCAGGCAUCUUGACCAGUUUUUUGUUACGGGACCCACGCGGGAAAUCCCGAGCGGGCAAAAUGGACCCAUACGCCCAUUUAGUCCGAGUAGCCAAUCAGAACACGGCAGGAUUGACUUCAUCUUGGCCGCUCACGGAUUCAGCCAUAUAAUAAAUGUGUGUUUUUCAAGCAGUUAUGUUUAGGUUAUGGUACAGAAAUCAAAGUGUAUUAGUCUAGAGCAAGUGAGUGAAUGCCACUGAAAAUGAGUAUAACAAAUGUUCCUUUUUUAGGAAUGAUCCAGGUUGGAAACCACCACCUGUUGCUCCAAUUGAUUACUGCUACGUGCAACCGCAUCAUAUUCCAUCUGUAAACGCCAUGUGUAGACAGUUCUUCUGGCCAGGAAUCGAUCGUAAGUUUUCUCAGUUUUACUUUUCUUCUCCCCCCUUCCUUCUCCCCUCCUCUUCCUCCUCCUCCUUCUCCUCCUCCUCCUCCUCCUCCUUCUCCUCCCCCUCCUCCUACCCCUGCCCCUCCUCCUCCUCCUCCUCCUCCUCCUCCACCUCCUCAUUCUCCUGCUCCUCCUCCUCCUCCCCUCCUCCCCCUCUACCACCUCCCCCUCCUCCUCCCCCUCCACCUCCCCAUCCUCCUGCCCCUCCUCCUCCUCCUUCUCCUCCCCCCUCCUCCUGCCCCUGCCCCUCCUCCUUCUCCUCCACCUCCCCCUCCUCCUCCUGCUUCUCCUCCUCCUCCUCCUUCUCCUCUUCCUUCUCCUCCUCCUCCUCCCCUUCCUCCUCCUCCCCUCCUUCUCCUCCUGCUUAUCCUGCGCCUCCUUCUCCUCAUUCUCCUCCUGCCCCUCCUCCUCCUCCUCCUCCUCCUCCUCCUCCUCCUGCUCCUUCUCCCCCUCCUCCUCCUCAUCACCCUCUAUCCUCGUUAUCAUCAUCAUCGCCAUUGUCGUCAUCGUCAGCGUCGUCAUGAUCAUCGUUGCCAUCACUCCUCAUCUCCGUUAUCAUCUUCAUCAUUACCAUCAUCACUCCGUUUUUUUUUUUUCGCUGCAUACUAAAUCUUUCUUUUUUUAUUGUUUCUGUUUAUAGUGUCUGAAUGUCUUCAAUAUCCUGACUUCAGCUGUGUUGUACUUUACAAGUAAGCGACAUAGAUUAAAACGCGUUUUUUUUUUGGCGAACUGCGGAGCUACUAGCAGUCUAGAACGCAACUCUCUGCAGUAUCCAUGAUGCUUAUUUAAAAUAUUAUCGCAGGUCGUGUCAAGGAUAACCACAUUUCACUUCUCUGCGAUAUGUUAAGAGCCGUUCGAUCUUUUCUUGCAGAAAAUUUGUCAUCGGUUUUGGCUUUAUGGUCCCGGAUGUGAAAUACAACGAGGCUUACAUCUCAUUCGUUUUAGUCCAUCCCGAGUGGCGCCGAGGGGGGAUUGGAACCUACAUGAUUUAUCACUUAAUUCAAACUUGCUUGGGUAAAGACGUGACACUCCAUGUAUCAGUCACGAAUCCAGCCAUGCUAAUGUAUCAGAAAUUCGGUUUCAAACCCGAGGAGUUCAUACGUGACUUUUAUAACCGAUAUUUACCCAACGAUAGUCCGCAGUGUAGACAUGCGUUUUUUCUUCGACUUAGAAGAUAAGGAAGAAGUUUUAAAAAGCUACAACCAGUAAACAAAGUAACGAAACGAUAUCACCUUUAUAAAAUGAACGACGCGGCGUUAAUUUGGGGCGGAGCUGAGUAAAAGCCGUUCAAACGGCAUGUUUCAGGGGCACCCAACGAGGAUAUAGUUCAAAACCACUUAACAUAGCAUUGUUGAACGUAUUUGAGUAUUCAAACGGUAGAUAUAGGCAUAUUUUUAUCCCCUAAAAACUUUUCAUCUGUUCGGAUUUCCUAGCUGAAAGUCUAGUGAUCCGAAAAUUGUAGGGAUAAAAACUUACCUUCUCGAAAACUUCAGCCAGGAAAAGGCUCCCGAAAAUUCUAGGUGGCCUUUUUUAGGGUCAAAAUCCGUUAAAAAUGGGUAAUUAUACCAUUUUGUAUAUGUUCGAAAAUCCUAGGAGAGGCAGGCAAGCAAGAAAUUUUAUAACAAACGCUCCGAAAAUUCUAGAUCUUAAAUCGUCUUCCGAACAGAUAUUUUCCCGAAAAUUGCCGUUGGGUGCCCCUGAUGUUUCAGCCAAAGGAAACUUGUUUUCAUAGGGAAAGACUAAAAGCACCA